AUGACGCAAUCGGUCCAAAACGAGCACACAAUCCACCAAUCCAUGCAUGCAGACGAGAUCAUCUUCGAAGCCAAAGGGAGGGGUGCGACAGAACUGGCUUCAGCCAAGGCCACCGAUAUUGACAACUUGGAGGUACCUGGCAUACGUGCUGUGCGAGCAUUUUUCAGGAAGCGGCCGGCCUCUGCUCCGACUUAUCGAGACUUUGCGCGGGGGGCUUCUGGGUACCAACCGGCAACUCUAAGUUUCCAUUUGUUCAACUUCGAGGACGCCGUGCUGGCAAGUUGCGCUCAUGAAAUCGAGCAAGCUACAGGAGCCACAAUUCCGCCCGCGGUGCGGCCAAUUCAGUCGCCGCUGGAUCGAAGACGAAAGAGCCUCGCAGGCCGGCGAGGCUUCUUGCGGAGACAGCCUCCUCAAACGGGUGCAUACCCCGCAGCACAGGCUGCCAAGUCUCCCUCUACGGGCUUUGAUGCGGCGGGUAUCAGUCUUGAAGUUACACAUCGUGUCCGGCAUCCACCACUUGGUGGCCGGAAGGUGUCGACUGGGCCGACCGGAUUUCCGAAAAACCGCCGACCAGCCUCUGCCGGUGCAAGGCUGAAUCACUCGAAGGAGACCCUGCAGGCCCUGGUCACGGCUCCGCACGGCUCCGUUUCAGAGCUUAGACCUGUUGAAAAGGCCGGCGACAGCUCGAUGCCUAUACGUGGCCAACUUGCCACGUUGUUGCUUCCUUGCCUUGAUCCGCCCAAGGCACUCCAUGCUUUGCGCGAGUAUGGCAUCGGCGUCCUUUACUUGCCGCCAAUCAGCUACAGAAGGAUGUUGCAGGCUUCGGAGACACCGUUCUGGAAGGAUACCCUCUCAACCUCUUGGAAGGUGGAUAGUUGA
This is a messenger RNA of Symbiodinium sp. CCMP2456, 879 nucleotides long. Lineage: Eukaryota; Dinophyceae; Suessiales; Symbiodiniaceae. The record is from the annotation of a GenBank genome assembly.